Messenger RNA from Erigeron canadensis, 1833 nucleotides. Its product is annotated as transmembrane protein 87B-like. The coding region runs from base 43 to 1467 and encodes 474 amino acids. Lineage: Eukaryota; Viridiplantae; Streptophyta; Magnoliopsida; Asterales; Asteraceae. The transcript is spliced from 6 exons. Gene Ontology annotation, cellular component: Golgi apparatus; membrane. The record is from RefSeq and is a predicted model, not a curated record. Gene Ontology annotation, biological process: transport.
CCAAGAUUUAAUUCUUAUUUUUUUCAUGGCGGUAGUGAAGGAAUGUAUGCUUCUUUUUCCAACCUUCAUCUCAAUUCAUCCUACUCCUCUAAUAUUCAAGAUAAUAAUAAUAAUAACAAUAACAACAAAAAUGGCAAAUCCUUCAUUAGGUUUGAGUCUAUAACCUUUCGAAGACCAAAGGAGGUUGCUGCUAAACAGAACGAGAUGCAACAAAGUACUGGUUUGGUGGAGGCAAUAAUUGUUGAAGUGAAAAACCGGGAUAAGAUUGGGGGUGCUUAUUUAAACUCUAAUGCAAUAUGUUGUACGCCCGUACUUGCCAGUGAUGGUUCCUGCAAGGUUGGAGAAGUCAUCAUUCGCCAAGACCCCAAUAACCCUGGCUGGCCUAAACGGAUUCAAACCCCUUUUGAGGGAAAAAGUGAAGAAGCAAAGAUGAUGCUGCAAACCGUUGAGAUUAACAGAACGGGAAUGUAUUAUCUUUACUUUAUGUUUUGUGAUCCACAGCUAAAGGGCACAAUACUGAGUGGCAGAACCGUUUGGAGAAAUCCAGAUGGUUAUCUACCAGGAAAGAUGACACCGUUUAUGCAUUUUUAUGGAUUUAUGUCUUUAGCUUAUCUUAUUCUUGGUCUCAUAUGGUUUCUUCGGUUUGUGCAACAUUGGAAGGAUAUAAUACAGCUGCAUUACCAUAUCACAAUUGUUGUUGGUUUAGGGAUGUGUGAGAUGGCUCUUUGGUAUUUUGAGUAUGCAAAUUUCAAUGCCACGGGAAGCAGACCGAUUGGAAUUACCCUCUGGGCAGUCACAUUUAGUGCCUUUAAGAAGACGUUUUCUCGUCUUCUUCUUCUAGUUGUAUCAAUGGGUUUUGGUGUAGUGCGACCUACCUUAGGAGGUGUAACUUUGAAAGUGUUGCUUCUUGGUGUUAUUUAUUUUGCUGCUUCAGAAGCACUUGAGCUUGUUGAGAAUCUUGGAAAUAUCAAUGACUUUUCUGGGAAAGCAAGAGUUUUUCUGGUGCUACCUGUUGCUCUACUUGAUUCAUGCUUCAUUCUUUGGAUCUUCUCAUCAUUAUCUAAAACGUUGGAAAAGCUUCAGUUACGGAGAAGCAUGGGAAAACUUGAACUAUACCGAAAGUUUACUAAUGCCUUAGCUGUAUCAGUAUUGGUUUCUGUUGCUUGGAUUGGCUACGAGUUGUAUUUCAAUGCAAGUGAUCCCCUGAGUGAAUUAUGGCAACGAGCUUGGAUCAUCCAAGCUUUCUGGGCUCUGUUGGCAUAUAUACUUUUGGUUAUCAUAUGUGUUCUUUGGUCUCCCUCCCAUAAUCCUACUAGAUAUUCAUAUUCGGAGGUUGAGGACAUAGAAGAAGAAGGUAUCUCUUUGACAAGCGCUGCAGUCAAAGUGUCGGGAGAGUUGAUGGAGCGGAAGCCAGCAAUCAUAACAGAUCGUGUGUUUGAGGUUAUUGAGGAGGAUAAAAGAGAAUGAUACUACAACUAUUCUCCUGAAUUCAUUGACCUCUGGGUUGCAGAGUUAUAUUACAGCAGUUGGAUCUGGCAUACUAUCACUCGUGAUUCCGUGAAUCAACAAAGUUGGCAACAACGUUAGCAAGUGUUAACCAUUUCAUGUGGAUUGCAAGCCUUUUAUGAGACUAGCCUUUCUUUUGAAUUGUUAGCUUCCAGCUUCAAUUAUCCUUCCCCAUAUAACGGAAGAAAUCUUUAUCAGAUUAACUGAAAUCUGUGUAACAGAAUACAUAUGAUUUAUUUUGACCAACUACUUAGGUGAAAAGAAUAAGAUAAGAUUUUAUGUACUUGAAUAUUUUGACUUUUGCUUCUAUUCUUUUCUUUUUCUCAA